Echinops telfairi (small Madagascar hedgehog) is the source of this 3248-nucleotide messenger RNA. It is a transcript of the gene GADL1, whose product is annotated as glutamate decarboxylase like 1. Gene Ontology annotation, cellular component: cytoplasm. Gene Ontology annotation, molecular function: pyridoxal phosphate binding; carboxy-lyase activity. Gene Ontology annotation, biological process: carboxylic acid metabolic process. The record is from RefSeq and is a predicted model, not a curated record. Bases 41 to 1615 code for a protein of 524 amino acids. Lineage: Eukaryota; Metazoa; Chordata; Mammalia; Afrosoricida; Tenrecidae. The transcript is spliced from 15 exons.
CUGCCAGCCGCGUCGGGCAGCCCCGAGCAGGGCAGCAGCGAUGAGCAGCGCUUCGGACCUCCAGGGCCCCAUGCAAGGAGAGGUGGCUCAACAGGAGACGGAAGAGAUGAUCCCAAGUAAAAGGGGUGCUGUCCUUGUGGAUGGGGUUGUGUUGAAUGGCCCCACCACUGAUGCAAAAGCAGGAGAAAAAUUUGUGGAAGAGGCCUGUAGGCUAAUAAUGCAAGAGGUGGUUUUGAAGGCUACAGAUGUCCGUGAGAAGGUUUGUGAAUGGCAGCCUCCUGAGCAACUGAAGCAGCUUCUUGAUUUGGAGAUGAGAGACACGGGAGAGCCACAUCACAGGCUCCUGGGACUCUGCCAGGAUGUCAUACGCUACAGUGUCAAAACCAAUCACCCAAGAUUUUUCAACCAAUUGUACGCUGGACUUGACUACUACUCCUUGGUUGCGCGGUUUAUGACAGAAGCAUUAAAUCCAAGUGUUUAUACGUAUGAGGUGUCCCCAGUGUUUCUAUUAGUGGAAGAAGCGGUACUGAAGAAAAUGAUUGAAUUUAUUGGCUGGAAAGAAGGGGAUGGAAUCUUUAACCCAGGUGGUUCAGUGUCCAACAUGUACGCCAUGAACCUAGCUAGAUACAAAUACUGCCCUGACAUUAAGGAAAAGGGCCUCUGGGGGCUGCCAAGAUUCGUCCUUUUCACAUCUGCCGAGUGUCAUUACUCCAUGAAGAAAGCGGCGUCCUUUCUUGGGAUUGGUACUGAGAAUGUUUGCUUUGUGGAAACAGAUGGAAGAGGUAAAAUGAUACCUGAGGAACUGGAGAAACAAGUUGGGAAAGCCAGAAAAGAGGGAGCCGCUCCGUUUCUGGUGUGUGCCACAUCGGGCACAACAGUGUUGGGGGCUUUCGAUCCUCUGGAUGAAAUUGCUGACAUCUGCGAGAGGCAAGGCCUCUGGCUUCAUGUGGAUGCUUCUUGGGGUGGCUCAGCUUUGAUGUCCAGGAAGUAUCGCCAGCUACUACAGGGCAUCCACAGGGCUGACUCGGUGGCCUGGAACCCACACAAGAUGCUUCUGGCUGGAAUCCAGUGCUGCGCCCUGCUUGUGAAGGACAAAUCGGAUCUUCUUAAGAGGUGCUACUCUGCCAGAGCCUCUUACCUCUUCCAGCAGGACAAGUUCUACGAUGUCAGCUACGACACUGGAGACAAAUCUAUCCAAUGUAGCAGGAGAGCAGAUGCCUUCAAGUUCUGGAUGACCUGGAAGGCCCUGGGCACAUUCGGCCUAGAGGAAAGAGUGAAUCGUGCUCUUGCUUUAUCUAGAUACCUAGUGGAAGAAAUCAAGAAGAGAGACGGAUUCAAGUUACUGAUGGAACCUGAAUAUGCCAAUAUUUGCUUUUGGUACAUUCCACCAAGCCUCAGAGAAAUGGAAGAAGGACCUGAAUUCUGGGCAAAACUUCAUUUGGUUGCCCCAGCCAUCAAGGAGAGGAUGAUGAAGAAAGGAAGCUUGAUGCUUGGCUACCAGCCCCACCGUGGGAAAGUCAACUUCUUUCGCCAGGUGGUGAUUAGUCCCCAAGUGAGCCGGGAGGACAUGGACUUCCUUCUGGAUGAAAUAGACCUCCUGGGGAGAGAUAUGUAGCUGUGGCUUUUGGUGCCCCCAGGCACAGAUCCUGUCCUGAGGAGGGUGACGGCAAUCUAGAGAAACAUAGGAGAUGCUGGCCUGUCUGAUGAGGAAUAGGAAAUCGCCCUCAGCUCAAGUCCAGCCGAAACACACUGCUCAGAGAAUAACGUUCAGGAUUCUUUAGCUGCACAGGCAUCACUGUUCCUGUAAAGGAGGAACUUUAAAACAAUGAUUUUCUCAAGCAUUUUCCCCAGCGCAUGGCCUUACAGAGACUUGGUUUAGAAAGAAUAUUGUGGAUUGGGGGUCUAAUCUUUCCUUUCUCUUUAAAGCACAUAGAAACUAAGAGUUUAAGGCAGUGGCUCUCAAAGUAUGGUCAUCAGGGAGGCAGCAUUAACAUUACCUGGUACAAGUUAGAAAUGCACAUUCUCUGACAGCCCCGCCAACAGCUGCAGCUCGACUAGACGAGACAUGAUGGAGGUAGGUCCAGUAUACGAUAUUUCAAUGUCUGCCAGGUGCUUUCGAUGCAUGGUAAAGCCUGAGAGGCCCGAGGGAGAAAGGUGUGGCAGCCUGUUUCUGUGAAGGCGGACAGCUUGGAAACCCUGUGGGCCAUUGUAGUCAGAGCUAAGUCACCAACAGCAAGCUUAGGGUUUUGUUUCUGAACACUGAAUUCACAAAGGGACAGCUAAUCUGCUGGUGACUGUGAGGCAAUCUUUGAAACUACAGCUGUGGCACCUACAGCAUGGAUCUUUAGGGGCAUUUCUAGGGACAUGUUAGAGAGAAAUUAUAGAAGAUGUUUAUUUUAUGAAGAUUAUCUCUUCAACAGACUGAAUGUUUAUUCUCGAGAGUUAAAAUGAACCAUCAUCUAUUUUAGUAUACUUAUAUCAGAGCUAAGGAUACAAGACACAUACUUUAUAAGGUGAGCUUUUCAAUCAAGGAACAAUAGUCUUAAUUUACAUCCCCAAAUGAUUUUCUGCAUAACUUCCAGAUAUGUCCUUUGCUCGCGGGAGGAACCUGUUUUUAUCUUGCCUGGUAGGGAACGCCGGCAAGUAGUCCAGGGCUGUGCCACGCUCUUUCUCCACCUUCAAAAUGGAAACGUAGCACUUGACUGUAACUAAGUGACUGGUAUUGGCCAAGAAUCUAUUCACCGGGGCACGUCAGUGCAGACUCUCCUCUAUUUCUACUGAGGGUGGAUGGUCAUGACACUAUCUCUGAUUUUGGUCCUUGAUUCCCAGGAGUUUCCUGACUCUAUUGUUAAUUCCCAACAUCUCAUUGAAAAAGCAAAAAAAAAAAAUGACUUCAUUAUUUUAUUCCAUAUUUUCACUUUAGGAUAUGUGAAUGUUUAAUAUCUCUCAUGGUCAAAGAAUAGUUUUAUCCCUCUCAGAAUUAUGUCCAUUUCCCUGACAAUAUAGCUAGUUGUGUGUGGAUAUUUUGCAUUCUUGUUGCCUUUUUGCUUUAAUGCCUACAUGAAAGGUUCCUCAAGCGAUGGUUGCAAUAAUUUGGCUUUCAAAAAUAAAGAAAUCACACGAGCACACAUUUUAUGUUGUUGACUAUCCUCCUCCCUGUCAUCUCUUCUUUAUAGAAUUGCAUGCAUAUAUUUUAGAAUUGAAUUGGGCUUAGCUGAUAUUUUACAAGUGAUUGAGGGACUAUGUUA